This is a messenger RNA of Myodes glareolus (Bank vole), 3200 nucleotides long. It is a transcript of the gene Dct, whose product is annotated as dopachrome tautomerase. Gene Ontology annotation, cellular component: melanosome. Gene Ontology annotation, biological process: ventricular zone neuroblast division; positive regulation of neuroblast proliferation; melanin biosynthetic process from tyrosine. Gene Ontology annotation, molecular function: oxidoreductase activity; dopachrome isomerase activity. The record is from RefSeq and is a predicted model, not a curated record. Lineage: Eukaryota; Metazoa; Chordata; Mammalia; Rodentia; Cricetidae.
UCCUCUUCCUCCAGCGGGAGCAAUUUCAAGUCAGCAGUUUGUCUGGAUCUUCCAGCCCCAAGACAGUCCUGUUCCCGCCACGAAGGAGCAAACGCUCUGACAGCCGCCAUUGCUCAUCUGCACGCUUGCAAGCUUCCCCCAGAGGAAGCAUGCAGGGUCAUUGCUUCCUAGACUUAAGCUUGAUUAUGCCAAACUGUAAUGCAAUCAAAAGAUUUCCUUGCAAACCUCACUCCAACUUGUCCCAUUGCUGUCCUUCCAGCAAGAUGGUCAUUGUGAAUCGCUGGUACCCUACUCUCCCAUGCAAAUCAAAACCAGCCUGCUGCAUGGAUGUGCUAGGCGAGAGAAGAGGAGGUUAUUAUCUGGAGGCAAGAGGAUUCCUAAUUGCACAACAAAGCAGUUCCUUGUACACUGCCUUAGAUAAACGCUUCUUUAUUCCAGGGGCUGCAUGAUCUCCCGUGGCGGCCUCUCUCCCACGUCAGUAGGCAGUCAUGAGGGGAGCCGCGUUCAGCCGUUGUGCAGGUCCGUAAGGGGCCUUUGACGGAAUGCUCACUGCGUCCAUUGACACACUGGCAAAUCUGAGGUCACAAGCUUGGCUGGGGCACAUGAGCCCAAUAAAGAGGCUGGCUUUGCCCUCCUGACACAAAGCCAGGCUCUUUAUCAGCUUCAUUGUGUACCUAGGGUCAUGUGCUAACAAAGAGGAUUUCUCUCGUUAUAAUCCCCCUAAUGAUGGCUUCUCCCAGCCUUUCCCCCAACCCCACCGGGCCCCGUGGCUUGGCAAGGCGGAGAGAAUAAAGGCAGCACGGUGCUUGGCUUUUGAACUGAGUUCAAGGCAAUUAAAGUCAAGGGCUAAGGGGAGAAGGAGGGGGCUUCGGAACAGCAGCAUAAUAAGCAGUAUGGCUGGAGUGCUCUGGAAAUUAACUCAAUUAGACGGAGCCUGAUUUAACGGGGAGGGCUGGCGAGAAGCGCUCCCCUCAUUAAAUUUGAUGGUGGAGGAGCUUCUGCCGAAAUUAAAUUUGUGUUAGCUGUCUGAGUCACACAAAUGUGCACGGGCAUGUACGCAUGUGCACACAUGCAGGUUCUGCGAUUUAGGUGGGAAUUUUGAGAGGGAGAGAAAGCGGCUGGAACUGAAAAACAAACAAACAGGAAAAAAGAAAGGAAAAGGAAAGGGAAGGGAAUUUGAGUAAGCGAACGCUCCCGAAUUCAGGAGUGGAAGGCAAGAGGAAAAGCCAGGCAGAACAGAGGUGGGGCGCCUGCUCAGGUCCCCCAAUUACGAAGUCAUGGGCCUUGUGCAGUGGGGGCUUCUGCUGGCUUGCCUGGGUUGCGGGAUUCCGCUCGGAGUUCGGGCUCAGUUUCCCCGGGUCUGCAUGACCUUGGAAGGGGUGCUGAGCAAAGAGUGCUGCCCACCCCUGGGUCCCGAGCUGGCCAACAUCUGUGGAUCUCUAGAGGGCCGCGGGCAGUGCACAGAGGUGCAGACAGACACCAGGCCCUGGGGUGGCCCUUAUGUCCUCCGGAACCAAGAUGACCGUGAACAAUGGCCAAGAAAAUUCUUCAACCGGACGUGCAAGUGUGCAGGAAACUUCGCUGGUUAUAAUUGUGGAGACUGCAAGUUUGGCUGGACUGGCCCCAACUGUGAGGAGAGGAAGCCACGUGUCCUCCGGCAGAAUAUCCAUUCCCUGACUCCCCAGGAGAGGGAGCAGUUCCUGACCGCCUUAGACCUGGCGAAGAAGACUGUCCAUCCGGACUACGUGAUCACCACGCAGCACUGGCUGGGACUGCUGGGGCCCAACCGGACCCAGCCACAGGUUGCCAACUGCAGCGUGUAUGACUUUUUUGUCUGGCUCCAUUACUAUUCUGUUCGAGACACGUUAUUAGGACCAGGACGCCCCUAUAAGGCCAUAGAUUUCUCACACCAAGGACCUGCGUUUGUCACCUGGCACAGAUACCAUUUGUUGUGGCUGGAAAGAGAUCUUCAGAGACUCAUCGGCAACGAGUCCUUUGCUUUGCCCUACUGGAACUUUGCAACUGGAGAGACAGAGUGUGACGUCUGCACAGACGAGCUGUUUGGAGCAGCAAGACAAGACGACCCAACGCUGAUCAGUCAGAACUCAAGAUUCUCCACCUGGGAGAUCGUGUGUGACAGCUUGGAUGACUACAAUCGCCAGGUCACACUGUGUAAUGGAACCUACGAAGGUUUGUUAAGAAGAAACCAAGUAGGAAGAAAUAGCGAGAAACUGCCAACCUUAAAGAACGUGCAGGAUUGCUUGUCUCUGCAGAAGUUCGACAACCCACCUUUCUUCCAGAACUCUACCUUCAGCUUCAGGAAUGCUCUGGAAGGGUUUGAUAAAGCAGACGGCACCCUGGACUCUCAAGUCAUGAGCCUUCAUAAUCUGGUCCACUCCUUCCUGAAUGGAACGAAUGCUUCGCCACACUCAGCUGCCAAUGACCCUGUGUUUGUGGUCCUCCACUCCUUCACAGACGCCAUCUUUGAUGAGUGGUUGAAGAGAAACAACCCUCCCACAGAUGCCUGGCCUCAGGAGCUGGCACCCAUUGGUCACAAUCGGAUGUAUAACAUGGUUCCUUUCUUCCCACCAGUGACUAAUGAGGAACUGUUCUUAACCGCAGACCAACUUGGCUACAAUUAUGCCAUUGAUCUGGCAGUGGAAAAAGCUCCAGUUUGGACCACCACCCUCUCAGUGGUCACAGGAACACUGGGAGCUUUCGUCGGUCUCUUGGGGCUGCUGGUUUUCCUUCAAUACAGACGGCUGCGCAAAGGAUAUGCACCCUUAAUGGAGACACAUCUAAACAGCAAGAGAUACACAGAGGAUGCCUAGGGUGCUCUUGUCUUACCCCAGGAAAGAGGCUGGCCAAGCCAUAGUCCUGGCAUAGGCAGUAACUAAAUAUAUCUUCACUGAUUUUGCUUUCGGUGAAAGUCUCCAGUGUGUUUUCUUCAGGAGUGGUGAUGACCCCAGCAUGAGCUCUUUGGUAGUGAUGAAGACCCCCACAUGUGGUCUUCAGUAGUGAUGGUGACCCCCGCAUCUGAUCUUCUGCAGUGAUGGUGACCACCCCGCCCCUGGCAUAGAUGUUACACAUAGUUCCUGCUUUGCUUGUUGCACAUUGGCAAUGACGCUUGGGCCUAUCAUAUCACCAAAGCGUGGUGGGGUCAGUUAUCUGUGACCUUGAUUAAAAAUCCUUGUAUUGAU